Messenger RNA from Didymodactylos carnosus, 998 nucleotides. NCBI's taxonomy places the organism in Eukaryota, Metazoa, Rotifera, Eurotatoria, Philodinida, Philodinidae. The record is from the annotation of a GenBank genome assembly.
AGCCACCCACUUUUCACGGCUUUGCAGAAAUGUCAAGUGGUCCUAGGACACUUUUGUCACUAUCAUAUAUAUAUGAACUUGUAGCGCGAGAACUUAUCUAUCGAUUGGUAUAUCUAUCGUAGUGGCUAGAUGAUGAAGGGUGUCAUAGAUUAUCUUAGACUUUUGCACAUAGGAGAUUAUUUCCCAUAGAUGGAAGUAUUUCUAAACAUACUUGGUGUCAGAACGACUAUUUCCGUGUGUGUGAUAUACAGAAAUAUAGCGCAGAAAAAGUACUUUCGAAUGACAUAAAUGGUUCUAUGAGGUAUGAGGCUGCGAGAGACACUCGAAAAUAUGAUCAAUAAAACGUGCCAGAAGUGAUUACAGUUAAUUGGACCCAAUUUUUUCUGAGAGCAUUUCUGAGAUCUGUCGAGUGGCUAGAAAUGUUCUCCUGUUCAUUCUGCAUCUAACCAUGUAUGUGUCAAUGAAAUUCAAGCAGGGACCGAUCCCAUCAAAUAAUCGCCCCUGUCCUUUGCUUAAUGAUUGAUUCUAGUUGAUUGUUCAAUUGAAUUCAUAUCAUUUCCAAUUGCCGAUCACUCAAUAUGCAAAGACAACGAAAAGGUUCUAAAUUUUUGUCUUGGUCUUUGCCAGAGAUUAAAAAACAAAGAGCCAAUGCUAAUACAUUGUUGGUAGAUGUAUGCCAGCAGUGGAUCAAACAGUCUAUACUCAAUUCAGUAUACUUCUAGGGGUGGUCAUGGACGAACUGGUACAAUUGUAUCGAUCAUAAUUGGAAUCUUAUUUAAUCUAAAUGGUAUUAUCUAGUCUGUCUCUGUUCAUAAUUCUGAGAAUGAGUGUUUUGUCUUUUAGGCGACGAAGCAUUAAGAACAAAUCACUAUCUACAUCAACAACGUUUGCAAACAAACGGGAAUUCAAGUCCACAGCAUACAAGUCAAUUUGAACAAGUACAAACAAUUUUAGAUUUAUACCACAACCGAAAACAAAUAAAUGAACAUGAAAAAUAA